Molecule: messenger RNA, 2958 nt
Organism: Penicillium diatomitis
Lineage: Eukaryota; Fungi; Ascomycota; Eurotiomycetes; Eurotiales; Aspergillaceae
Exons: 1
Coding region: 1-2958 (985 amino acids)
Source: RefSeq, a predicted model, not a curated record
AUGUCUGCCAACGAAAUGAGAAGUGAAUCGGAGCAGCAUGGCUCGAGCCUCGGCUCCCGCCUGACCAAGAAGUUGAGCAAGAGGCUUUCAAUUGGCUCCAAGGAAGCCGACAACAGUCACCCAGGCUCAAACUACGAGAAAGACAUGAGCAGUGGUCGGAAGAGCGUGCCCGACACUCAAACUGCUAGAGAGCAAGUUACAAUGGCCAGCUCGGACGCCGCACAUGGCAGUGCAGCGACUGCUAAGCAGGAGACUUCGCAGAUCCCAGGCACCCAGGGUAUCGUCACAGGAGAUGAUCCUCGUGAGACAUCCGCCAGAGAUCAGGUCAACGCCAUGAGCGCCCAGGAACUCGGUACCCGAGCCGGUGACCGCAGAUCCAGUAUCACCCCAGGAGUACUCGUGUACAAUGAUGAUAUCAAGAGGGGUCCCAUCACCACAGGCGUUCGAAGAGAUACUGGCCAGUCCACUCAUGGCGGUGUUGGCAGCAGUCAGGACCAAGCAUCUAAUCGGGACGCCCAGAGUUCGCUCGCUUCGAAUCAAGCUCAACAAGGUUUGAAUCAAGAACAAAUGGGAUCGGGGAUGACCGACGCUGGCACAGGUAGUGCCGUACGCUCGACUGACAGCGCCUACGGAACAAGCGAGACGAAGCCACAGGAGCUUUCUAGUAGCUUGACUGCCGACGGUGGCAUCUCACCGACUGACAAAUCGUCUUCCCCAAAGUCAGGAAAGCCUGGCUUUGCUGCCUUCGGAAAUGGUCCUCUUGGUAACAUUUUGCGACGUGCAUCCGGUCAGGGAAGCUCCAACAAGAAUAAUCUCAACGACGAACGAUUCACCCAGAUGGAUGCACAGCAGCCGAAGUCCACGGAUCAGAGCCGCGGUAUCAGUGGGGGUACCGCAGCAGGUGUUGGGAUUGGAGCAGGAGCUGGGGCUGCACUUGGAGCACUAGGAGUGAACCGUGGAGUUGACCUUGCGGGUACGGACAAAGCUGGCAUGAAUACCAAGGCGAUGAAUACCGAUACUGUGGACACCACUGGCAUGAGCAACGCUGGCAUAAACACCAGCGGUAUGAGCAACACCGGUAUGAGCACCAGCGGCAUGAACACCAACAGCAUGAACACUAGCGGCAUGAACACCAGCGGCAUGAACACCAACCGUGGCAUGGACGCCCCCGGCAUGAGCACCGGCAGUAUGAACACCAGUGGUAUGAACACUAGCGGUGGGAACACCAGCGGUAUAAGCCCGAAAGGUACAAGCACCACCGGCAUGAGCAAUCUCAGUGGUAUGAGCACCGCCGGUACAGGUAACCUUGGCAUGAGCUCAGACAAACAGGCCAGCAUUGUCAAGUCUCGUGACGGCGGCAUUGUACGAGGAGGCACCGCUGUCAUGGGUGGCGCCAGUGAGACUUCAAAGCACGCAGGGUCGCAGUCCGCGAGAAUGUCAGGAAAAGAAGGAACAGCAGCUACAGGACUUGCUGGUGCAGCUGGCCUCGUCGGCGCAGCCGGGGCAACUGGAGUAGCCGCAAAGUCUGCUAUGCCCGGUCAACAUGGAGCCACUGGGGCAUCUCGCGAAUCCUCCAUUACUGGUAAUGACUUCAAGUCCAAGGAUGGAAUCCAGAAGACUGCAGAAUCAUUGCCAGGUCACGCUCCUGUAGCAGCUGCAGGUGGUGCCGGCAUAGUUGGUAUGAGUCCAGCCAAGGCGACUCAAACAACCAGCGUCUCCUCUGAGCCGGGAAUGCCUGGAGCUUUCCGAGAAGCUCCAGUGCCUACUGGCCACGGACCUGCGCCCACUAAAUCGACCUCAUCGACGGCCGACACUGGUCUGCAUAGUUCGUCCGCUCGAAGAUUACCCGUGGGACUGCCAAUGCCAUCUCAGCCAGCACCGCCUGGUACCCGAGUCAUGGAUCUUCCUGACAGCAGUGAUCCAAUCAGUCUCGCCAAAGCCUCCUCGCGCAGUCAGUACUCGAGUAUUCCAAGCUCAACUACAACAAGCACCACUACAAUGUCUACCAGAGCAGUAAGAGGCUUGAGCAUGAGUAUGCCAAAGGUGACUGUACUUCAGGACAGGCUUCAGGCAGUUUCGCAAAAGUGUAAGACGCAACUAGGUACAUCAACCAGCGAGAUCAGCCAGCGCAGUCCCACCGUCGAUGGUUUCUUCGACGCCGUGGCCACUGAGCGUCUACGAUGGAUGCCGCGGGAUGGGAGUCGACUCGACUGCAGCCUUCGAUGGGCAUCGCGGCUUGCAUCCGCUGUCGAUGCUCUCCGCAAAUCCACCGAGUCAUUCGCCCCGGGUGCUGAAGCAGCUUCCCAACUCAUCUGGGGCUUCAUGAUCGUGAUGCUAGAGUCGGAUUUGGAUGAUACUGACCUCUUUGAAAGUAUCUUUGGACGGUACGGACGCGUUGCGGUUGGGCUCUAUCUGCUGAUUCAGUACGAGUCAGCCUACAAGAAUUCAACAAAACUUCAGCCUCAAGCUACUGCGGUCUUCGCGGAUUUGCUUGAGAUGGUUUGCAACACCACGACCAGCGUCGUUGAGGGAUUCAAGGCAAAAGAAUCAAGCCAUCUGAUUGAGCACAGCGUCGACUCUGCGUUCAUCACCUAUGCCAAGCGCUACUCGACUCACUGGAACAACAUCGUUGAAUCAUCCACUCACCGUGUAGCUAAACAAAGCUCGCUGAUCAAAUCCAACCCCGAGCUCGGAAGUUUACGUCAAUUCCUCGGUGUUCAGGAUCGCCCUCUUCAGCUGAUUCUAGACUCUCGCUUGCACUCUCUCGCUGAAGGAUCUUUCGAGUGGUUCAACGGUACUUUGUACGAUUUCUCCAUCGGCAAGGCGCCAGUGUUAGUCAUGACUGGCGACGCAGGUUCAGGAAAGAGUGCCCUCGCGCAAUGGACAGUCGAGCGUUUGCAGGAAUCAUCUGAGCAUGAGUCUUGGAAUGUGAUUCCAUACACAAUUCGUACGUGUUGA